Messenger RNA from Pantherophis guttatus, 1723 nucleotides. RefSeq names its product dCMP deaminase (gene DCTD). Gene Ontology annotation, cellular component: cytoplasm. NCBI's taxonomy places the organism in Eukaryota, Metazoa, Chordata, Lepidosauria, Squamata, Colubridae. Gene Ontology annotation, biological process: pyrimidine nucleotide metabolic process. The record is from RefSeq and is a predicted model, not a curated record. Gene Ontology annotation, molecular function: dCMP deaminase activity; zinc ion binding.
UGGCGCCAAACUAAGCAAAGCGGAUUUGUCUGUUGGGAGGCGGACGCCGGUGGGACCGUAAUUUGUUCGGUCGACGUGGAUAAAGACGCGAUGAACGCUGACGGUCAGCUGCAGACCAGCUCCCCCAAUGGGUAUGAUUGUGAGAUGACCUGUAAAAAACGAGAUGAUUACUUGGAGUGGCCUGAAUAUUUCAUGGCUGUAGCAUUCUUGUCAGCACAAAGAAGCAAGGAUCCAAAUUCUCAGGUUGGUGCUUGCAUUGUGAAUUCAGAAAACAAGAUUGUUGGAAUUGGAUACAAUGGGAUGCCUAAUGGAUGCAGUGAUGAUCUUUUGCCUUGGACAAGAACAGCAGAUAAUAAACUCAACACAAAAUAUCCCUAUGUAUGUCAUGCUGAACUGAAUGCCAUAAUGAACAAGAAUUCUGCUGAUGUAAAAGGCUGCAGCAUAUAUGUUGCUCUGUUUCCAUGUAAUGAAUGUGCAAAGCUCAUCAUCCAGGCAGGGAUAAAAGAAGUCAUUUUUAUGUCCGAUAAAUAUCACGAUACUCCGGAAAUGAUAGCUGCACGGCGCUUGUUUGAUCUAGCUGGAAUUUUGUACAUAAAAUUCAAACCAAAGUGCAGCAAGAUCAUCAUUGAUUUUGAUUCAAUUAACAGCAAACCAAGUCAAAAGCCUCUGUGAGUUACAUCUAAUUAAAUCUCCAGAAGAGUGUGAUUAUCCUUUUCUUAGAAGCUGCUAAUGCCUUUCAUCUUGAAGUUAGGCAUAACUUUUUAAUAGCCACUACAGUUUAAGCAGACAUCUAAGGAAUGUGUCAGAACUUGAACAUUUGUGCUUUCUCUGCUAUACAUUUAAACUUUGACUUCCAGGAUUUUACUAAAUCUUCUGUGAAUGAAACUGUCUGUGAGAUUAGUAUUAGUGGGUAAACAAUGCAAAAGGUAUUCAAUAUAUUGUGUCAAUUAGCCAAGAACUCAUCUGACUUGAAGGGAAAUAAAAUUACAAUUCAUAUUCUGUGAAUAUUGACUGUACAAGAAUGGUUAAAGAAUCACUUCAGCAGCAUACAACUGUGGGAACACUUGUCCUAGUUUAAUUUAAUUCAGACUGGCUAGACAGUUAUAUAACUAGUACUUUAACACUUUGAAAUCUUCAGCUACUUAAUUGCUUCUUUAUAUGAUUUACAUUUGAAAAUGUUUUGCAUUGGAUAAAAUUUUAGAGUAGCUUUCAUCCCCUUUGCCCCUCUGCCCCAAACAUCUUACUUUUCUUAGAGGAUGUGAAUAAAUCAUCAGAACCAAAUAAGAACUUCUUUGGAGCUGAUUUUUAUACCCUAAAAAAUAAUUUGUCCAUUGAUCUAAAAUUCUGGGAGACAAUCUAAUAAUUUCCAACGUUAAAACUAGCCUCUAAAUUAGUCAGUAUUUUCUUCUAAGGGAAAUGAAUACGCUUAAUCCAUAUUGAGGCUACAUAUGCCAAAUAGAUCAUGGCUUUAGCUUGCUUUGGUUUGUUAAAAUUAGCAUUAAGCUUUAGAAACGUGGAUUAAAGCUUUCACAAGAUUUCAGUAUAGGUCCUUUUAUUUGAUUUUGACAACAAAUAUAUAUUUAGAUACUCAAAUUAUUUCAUUUUAAAAAAUGUUUUGUGAAGUUUGGUAUGUAUAUUUGUAUUAAAAUUCUGUGUGUUAAACAUUUUUUAAUAUGGCACGAUACCAACAUUAUAAAAUCUCUAUUAAAAUCUUUGUGAAAUA